AUGAAUAACUUCAUAUGGUCCCUUCAGAUCGAGAUCCAAGAGUGGAACGAGGCUGUGGAGUAUGUCAAACUAGGAGUGAAAGUUGACCCCAUCACAAAACUGUUCCGAACAGCACCAGCCAAUGUUCACGACGCUCUGAAAGACUAUGGCACCAUCCGAGAUUUAAUCGGGUCAGACUCUCAGACCGCGAUAGAUUAUUACAUCGAUAAGUGUGUUCUGAAAAAUCUGGAAAAUCUUUCUGGACUCGAGUGGAUUUGGAAUUGGAAGAGGUUUUUAUUCCGUCGAAUGGUGUUAGAGACGUAUGAAAAUCUUGUCAUUGAGCAUGUACUGGAAUUCAAACUCCAGCAGUUUCACGCAAAGCGCAGGGGGAAAGUUGGAGCAUAGACUCGAGGGCGACGAUUGAAAACCUUGUAUUGAUCAGUUGGCCCCAAUGUAUGAGGUACUGCGAUUGAUAAGAUCCCUCCCAACACAAGUACAAUUACAGGGCUGCUUGCCCAUGAGAACCU
Molecule: messenger RNA, 506 nt
Organism: Periconia digitata
Lineage: Eukaryota; Fungi; Ascomycota; Dothideomycetes; Pleosporales; Periconiaceae
Source: the annotation of a GenBank genome assembly